AUGCUUGAGGAGAGCAGCCAUGCUCCUCGUUCUCUGCUUCUCAUGAAGGGUGUGGGAGGGAGGCGAGGGAGGGAAGGAGGGAGGGAGAGGACAUGCACACGGAUUUACGAGCGGGUGAUAGACCCUCCUCAGAUGGAACUCACCCCAGGCAGUGGAGUGUGGCUGGGCCAGCACAGCCACAAGCAUGGCCUGUUUAAGGGCAUAAUCCAGGAUGUUAAGUUGAUUUUCGCCCCCAACGGCUACAUCACGCAGUGCCCUAACCUUAACCGCACCUGUCCGACCUGCAGUGAUUUCCUGAGCCUGGUGCAAGGCAUCAUGGACCUUCAGGAGCUGCUUGCAAAGAUGACCCUGAAGCUGAACUAUGCAGAGUCCAGGCUGACCCAGCUGGAGGGUUGUCACUGUGAGAGGACCUGCAGCGCCAACGGUCUGGUCUACAGGGACAAAGAGCUGUGGGUGGAGCCGGAGAACUGCAGGAACUGUGCAUGCAAGAAUGGUGUGGUGGAGUGUCGCAGGAUCUUCUGUCCUCCGGCAAACUGCUCAGAGGACUCCCUGCCUGUUCACAUCGAUGGGACCUGCUGCAGGAAAUGCAGACCAAAAUGUACCUACAUGGGCCGAACCUUUUCUGAAAGCCAACACUUUUUAUCCCGGAGCUGCAGGGAAUGCAAGAACGGCCUGAUGGUGAAAGUCACAGAAACUUGUCCGGAGCUCAACUGCACCGUCAGUGAGCAGAUCUUACCAGACGGCAGAUGCUGCAAUGUUUGCAGAGGUUACAAUUUCUGUGCGGAGGGAGUCAUCUGUGGAGAAAACUCUGAGUGUAAAAAUCGGAAUACUAAAGCGGAGUGCGAAUGCAAGAGUGGCUACGCCUCCAUCCACGGGGAUUCUACAUACUGUGAAGAUAUCGAUGAGUGUGCGACUCAGAUGCAUUACUGCCAAUCCAACACGAUGUGUGUCAACCUGCCCGGCAGCCAUCGCUGUGACUGUCUGCAAGGCUUCAUCAGAGUGGACGAAUACUCCUGCACCGAGCAUGACGAAUGCGCCAGCGGGCUAAAUUUGUGCGACGAGAACGCCAUCUGCACCAACACCAUCAGAGGACACCUGUGUACCUGCAAGCCGGGCUACGUGGGCAACGGCACCAUCUGCAGAGCGUUCUGUGAGGAGGGCUGCAGGAGUGGAGGGACCUGUGUGUCUCCCAACACGUGCGUCUGUCCCUCCGGGUUUACGGGACUCCGCUGUGAGACAGAUAUCGACGAGUGUGCAGAGGGCCUGAUUGAGUGCCACAACCACUCCCGCUGUGUCAACCUGCCCGGCUGGUACCACUGUGAAUGCAGAAGUGGUUUCCAUGACAAUGGCUCCUACCUGCUCGAUGGGAGCUCCUGCAUUGACAUCGAUGAGUGCAGUCAGCAGACACACACCUGCUGGAACGACAGUGUGUGUGUGAACCUCCCUGGAGGCUACGACUGUGUGUGCACGUCUGGCCCAGGCUGCAGCGGCGACUGUCCACAGGAGGAGGGAAUCAGACGCAACGGGGAGGACUGGAAACCAGGCUUUGACCGCUGUGCUAUCUGCUCCUGCAAGGAUGCUCAGACGUACUGCAGGAGGAGACCCUGUGACUGCGGAGACCCAGACGAGGAUCUGUUCUGCUGUCCCGGCUGUGACAACAGGCCCAACAGCCAGUGUCUGGACCAGAGCGGACAACUCUACCGCAGCGGAGCGUCCUGGCUCUACGGCUGCCAGCAGUGCCGUUGCAUGGAGGGGGAGGUGGACUGCUGGCCUCUGGUUUGCCCCGUGUUGAUGUGCGAGUACACGGCGGUGGCGGAGGGCGAGUGCUGCCCGCGCUGCGUCACAGACCCCUGCCUGGCCGACAACCUGUUGUAUGACAUUCGGCAGACGUGCCAGGACCCCGCGGGUGUCAUCCGCCUCAGCGGGGACACAUGGCAUAUGCCCAACUCACCCUGCACCACCUGCAAGUGCAAGAACGGAAACGUUUGCUGUUCAGUGGAUCUCGACUGCCUUCAGAACAACUAAAGCUCCCCUCCUCCUCCUCUUCCUCCUAUCACUGCGGGACUGCCAUGCACCCCCCACCCCCCCCCCCC
This is a messenger RNA of Labrus bergylta (ballan wrasse), 2093 nucleotides long. NCBI's taxonomy places the organism in Eukaryota, Metazoa, Chordata, Actinopteri, Labriformes, Labridae. The record is from RefSeq and is a predicted model, not a curated record.